Molecule: messenger RNA, 2191 nt
Organism: Prosopis cineraria
Lineage: Eukaryota; Viridiplantae; Streptophyta; Magnoliopsida; Fabales; Fabaceae
Product: transcription termination factor MTERF9, chloroplastic
Biological process (GO): regulation of DNA-templated transcription
Molecular function (GO): double-stranded DNA binding
Source: RefSeq, a predicted model, not a curated record
UGGAGGAGGAUAAGCCUAUUCUACUGGACAGAGUGGAGAGAUUCUCUGGUUUAGGGUUUUUGAGUGUAUUCCUCUAUCCUUCCUUUUCUUUUCCGUCCGGAUAUGGCUACCAUUUCCACUUUCUACCCUUACAAUCCCGUUCGACCUGCUUCUUCUCCUUCCUCUUUGGCUUCGACUUUGAGCAAGUGGCAUUUGGUCUCAAAAUCUCGUCGGGGAAGAGGAGCGCGCAAGUUCGUGGUGCUUGCGGCGCAUUCCAACCCUAAGAUUCUGAAGACUAAUCGGAAAUCGAGGUUCGGGCAGGCGCUAUCACCGUACGACAGCGAUGCUGAUGAUGAAGCAUUGGAAGACGAGGAUGAGGACGAUGAUGAUGAUUGGCUAUCUGAUGAAGAAUUUGCGGAGCCUGCUGACUUCGAUUCUAAUGACAAGAAAUUUAAGUCAAAGAAAAUAGAAGUAAAAGAUUGGCGACAGGAAAAAGGGUGGAAGGUGAGAUCAUUGGAAAGCUCUAAAAUGGUAAAAAGUGAGAAAGUGGUAUCCUUUGAAUCAAAUAGCAGUGUAAAGGUUGGUAGAAAUUUAAAGGAGAACAAAUAUCCUCGAUUGUCUGAGGAGAUAAAUUUGGAUAAGAAAUGGAUUCCACUUCUGGAUUACUUAAGCACAUUUGGAAUCAAGGAAUCACACUUUAUCCAAAUGUAUGAAAGGCAUAUGUCCUCACUUCAAAUCAAUGUAUGUUCUGCACAGGAAAGGUUAGAAUACUUAAUGAGUGUUGGUGUCAAACAUAGAGAUGUAAGAAGAAUCCUUUUGAGACAACCACAAAUUUUGGAGUACACUGUGGAGAGCAAUUUAAAGACUCACGUUGCAUUCUUGAUGGUGGGAAUUCCAAAUUCCAGAGUAGGGCAAAUCAUUGCUGCUGCUCCAUCCCUGCUUUCUUAUAGUGUUGAAAAAUCUUUAAAACCAACAGUAAGAUAUUUAGUUGAGGAAGUUGGGAUCAAGGAAAAGGAUCUGAGUAAAGUCAUUCAGUUGAGCCCACAAAUUCUCGUUCAGCGUAUUGACAUUUCCUGGAAUAUUCGGUAUAUGUUUCUAACCAAAGAGUUGGGAGCACCCAGAGAUAGCAUAGUGAAGAUGGUGACCAAACAUCCUCAGCUUCUCCAUUAUAGCAUAGAUGAUGGAUUACUGCCUAGGAUUAACUUUCUGAGGAGCAUAGGAAUGAAAAAUUCAGACAUCUUAAAAGUCUUGACUAGUCUUGCACAGGUCCUUUCCCUGUCCCUGGAGGAGAAUCUAAAGCCCAAGUACUUGUAUCUGGUAAAUGAACUUCAGAAUGAAGUUCAAUCCUUGACCAAAUAUCCAAUGUACUUGAGCUUGUCUUUGGACCAGAGAAUACGUCCUCGUCAUAGGUUCUUGGUUUCUCUGAAGAAAGCUCCAAAAGGACCAUUCCCACUUGGAUCACUGGUCCCAACUGAUGAAUGCUUUUGUGAGCAGUGGGCAGGGACUAGUUUGGAUAAGUAUUUGGCUUUUCGUCAGAGACUUUUAAUCAAGAAAUUUGCUGAAAAGUAUGAAAAAUCAAAAUAAAGCGUGUUAGUCCACUUGCAUGAGUACUGGAAGAGCAGUCUCUUGCAAGUGAUAAUACUAGAAACCUACAAGUUGUUGAUAUAAUCGUCCAUGAUGGUUGCCAUAGUGGCUGAAGCUCAAUCACUCUAGUUCAUUCGGCAAUUUUUUGUGCUGCUCUGUACUGAUGUUUCAUGACGUUCAAAUUUCUGUUGAAUCUUCCCUGUAAUGGCUCAAGCUCAACUUCUUCUGUGAAAGUUGACUGGUAUCGUAUUUGUCAAAGUCAGAUGGUUGUUUUCAAAGUCCUUGGUAUCAGAAAGGCAGAGCACAUGAUGUUGAGGUUGUGGACUAUACUGCAAGCAAGCUGUCUAAAUCAAAUAAGGAAGCUGCUGUAAUUUAACGAUCCUUCCUACAAAUGUUGUGGUUGCUACCUCCUCUUUUACCUUUUUUCUGGCAAUAAUGCCCUCAAUGAAUUAUUUUUUCCUUCCAUGCUUUUGUAUAUCUCAUAUAGAGGGGACUUCUGUUGUUAUACAUGCCCCUAAACUCACAAGAGAAAUAAGAACUAUAGUAACAUGAGAAACAAAAAUCAUAUUUGAGCUUUUGGUAUUUACACAACAAACUGUUAUCACAUUUGCAUGGUUUUGUCACAGAA